UACCCCAAAAACCCCUUUUUUACCCCAUUCCCCCCCUCAUCGCUAUGAACUACACCUCCCAUCACCCCCCGCGCCGCCGCGUCGCUCCGCAGUGACGUCACACUGUGCGCCAUGAAGCCGCCGGUGCGGCCGCGCUGGGCCCCGCUCCGGUUCUCAGCCUCAGUCCCGGACGGGCCGAGAGGGACAUGGACGGAACGGGAGAAACGGACACUGCUGAGGGAGCUCCGGAACCGGAACCUGCGGGACCGGAACCGGAACCGGGACCUGAGGGACCCGGAGCUGAGGGAGAGGCUGCCGAGGAGGAGCGAGGCCGAGAUCCAGGCCUUCCUGUGCCGGCUUCGGGGCCGGGCAGCACGUGAAGCCCUAUGCGGGCAGUUCAGGCACUGCCUGGGGCAGCCCCGGCCCAGACCGGCGCCCAUUGAGGUGUGGUUGGAAGUGGCCUCGGUGCUGAGCGAGGGCCUGGAGGAGGCAGCGAUGGCAGCGUUUGGGCAGGUCUUCACCGUUGCGGGCACGGAGCCGCUGAGCCUCUCCCUGGCCCCUCCCUCGGAGCCUCCCCGCAGCCAAUCAGAGCCCGUCCCUUCGGAGCCCCGCCCCUCAGAGCCUCGUUCCAGCCAAUCAGAGCCCGUCCCAUCGGAGCCCCGCCCCUCCGGGCCGCGCCCCCUCCCCUCGGAGCCUGGCUCUGUCCAAUCGGAUCCUCUCCCGCCGGAGCCCCGCCCCUCGGAGCCUGCCGCCGUCCAAUCAGGUGCUCCCCCGCCGGAGCCACGCCCCCUGCACGUGGACUUCCAGCGGGUCUAUGAGUACCUGGGGCGGCUCAGCCGGGAUGGGAGGGGCCCCGCGCCCCCCCCCGGGGAGUCUCUGCUGCUCUUGGCUCUUCUGGGCUCCCUCCCUCUGGAAUUGGGAUCCUUGGACCUCGGUGCCCUCCGGAACCACUUCCGGGGCGUCUACAGUGACCUCACCGGGCCCCCCCCGGCCCCCCCCGAAGCCCCGCCCCCUGGUCUUGGCCCCGCCCCCUCCCCGUGGGCGGAGCUUGGGCUCAGCCCCCUCAACCUCUUCCGGGUCCCAUUGAGGCUCCUGCGGAGGGGGGGGGUGACCUCGGGGUGACCCCUCCUUGCCC
Melopsittacus undulatus (budgerigar) is the source of this 1114-nucleotide messenger RNA. RefSeq names its product snRNA-activating protein complex subunit 2. NCBI's taxonomy places the organism in Eukaryota, Metazoa, Chordata, Aves, Psittaciformes, Psittaculidae. The transcript is spliced from 5 exons. The coding region runs from base 112 to 1101 and encodes 329 amino acids. Gene Ontology annotation, molecular function: RNA polymerase II general transcription initiation factor activity. Gene Ontology annotation, biological process: snRNA transcription. Gene Ontology annotation, cellular component: nuclear body. The record is from RefSeq and is a predicted model, not a curated record.